Oncorhynchus kisutch (coho salmon) is the source of this 1488-nucleotide messenger RNA. RefSeq lists its product as uncharacterized. The coding region runs from base 56 to 1162 and encodes 368 amino acids. The record is from RefSeq and is a predicted model, not a curated record. NCBI's taxonomy places the organism in Eukaryota, Metazoa, Chordata, Actinopteri, Salmoniformes, Salmonidae. The transcript has 7 exons.
CUGCCACCAUCUACUGUGAUGUCACACUAACAGUAUGUAUGUAGCUGUCUAAAAAAUGACAUUGUUCAUCCCUGAUAUGGCUGGUCGUCUGUUUUUGCUCAUCUUCCUUUUCGAUACCUUCCAGUACCUCAAAGCCAAAGAUCUUCCUCAGCCCAGUCUAACAGUGAUUCCUGCAGUCAUCAAAGAGAGAGACUCAGUUCAGCUGAACUGUCAGACUCCUCCAUCUGUCUCUGAGUGUUACUUCAAAAUGGAUGGGCAAGUGGAAUUCACCCUUUCAUCAUCCUGUCAACAGACACUCACAGGAACACUACUGGUGUGGUGGACAGGUCAGAGAUCACCAGCUGAGGUCAAAAUGCAAUGUCAGUACAGUGCUACAGGUUCACAGUUUAGAUCCAUAUACAGUGAGCCUUCAACAGUCACAAUUCGGGACAUUCCCCAGCUGACAGUGAGUUCUACAGUCAUCAGAGAAACAGAAUCAGUUCUGCUGAGUUGUGAGACUCCUCCAUCUCUCCCUGUGACUCACUGUUACUUCUACAUAGAGGGGGGAGAGAAUCCUCCCAACUCAUCCUGUACUCAGACACUCACAGGAACAGAGCUGCUCAAGAGGGCAGAUCAAACGUUUCCAGAUGUGGUCAAAGUGACGUGUUACUAUGCUGUAUGGAAGUCUCCCACAUCUCCUUUUAGUAACCCUGUCUCAGUCACUGUUCAGGACCCACCUCCUCCCAGGCUAACAGUCAAGUCUACAGUCAUCAGAGAGAGAGACUCAGUUCAGCUGAGCUGUCAGACUCCUCCAUCUGUCUCUGUGUCUCAGUGUUACUUCUACACAGAGGGGAGAGAUCCUAAACCCUCACCCUGUACGAGUUCACUAACGGGGACUGAGCUGCUCUCAUGGGCAGGUCAAAGUUCAUCUGCUGAGAUCAAACUGAGAUGUUUUUACACAGUAGAAACUCACUUUCCAUCGAUGCACAGUGGUUCUGUCUCUGUUACUAUUCUUGAGCCACUUGAUUUCCUGUGGCGUCACAUCCUCACUGUGUUGGUCCUACUGGCUACUUGUGGAGUACUUAUACACUAUGUCAUCUCCCAUCAAUGCCCAAACGCUGUUCCAAAGAGAAGCAGGAGGGUGGACCAGAGAAAUGAAGACUUUUCGUUGACAGUGUGCUAAAUCCCUGUGCAUACCUAAACACACACACACACACACAAAAACGUAUUUUUACAUUUAAAAAAUAAAUAGUUUUACGUUUUUUGCAUCUUUGAGAUUUCUGUGAUUUUUCUUUUGAAGUUGAGUGCAUGAUGGUGUUGCUAGGCAAGUUGAAAACUUAAUGUACAAGGUGUACAUACAUACAUUGGCUGUACAAAUCAUUAAGAACACCCUCCCCCCAGUUUGAAGUUAGUUACUAACUAGCAUUAGGGGCAUGGACUCUACAAGGUGUUGAAAGCGUUCCACAGGGAUGAUGACUCCAAGGCUUUCCACAGUUGUGUCAAGUUGGA